AUGAGAGAGAUCUACAGGGAAUGUCUGAAGAACCACGCUGCGAAGCUCGGCACCUACGCGGCCGACGGCUGCUGCGAAUACAUCUCCGACGAGGUGCAGCCCGGAACGCUCUACUGCGCAGCUUGCGGUUGUCACCGAAGCUUCCAUCGCAAGGGCGUCGCGGAGCAUCACACCAGCGGGAGCGACACGACCGCGGUGGCGACGAAGUAUCUGCAGCUACGAGGGCAGCGGGCUACGGAGGAGGAUCUGCGGGAGGGGGGGAGCAAGCGACGAACGAGGACUCGGUUCACGCAGGAGCAGAAGGCCCGCAUGGCGCGGUUCGCAGGGAGCAUCGGGUGGAAGAUGCCGAGGAGGGAGGGUGGGGCCAAGCCCCCGCGGGAGGAGGGCGACGACGUCGACAGGUUUUGCUGCGAGGUCGGGGUGACGAGGAAGAGCUUUAAGGUGUGGAUGCACAACCACAAAGGCGGCGGCGGUGGCGCGACGGUGAUGGACCGCAACUCUCCGGCUUGUAAGGAUAGUGAUGAGGGAGAGAACACCAAUGAGGAGGAGGGACAGGGUGGGGAUAUGAUUCAUUCGAUUGAUGUAGGUCUUUGA
Molecule: messenger RNA, 594 nt
Organism: Ananas comosus (pineapple)
Lineage: Eukaryota; Viridiplantae; Streptophyta; Magnoliopsida; Poales; Bromeliaceae
Product: zinc-finger homeodomain protein 11-like
Exons: 1
Coding region: 1-594 (197 amino acids)
Biological process (GO): regulation of DNA-templated transcription; regulation of developmental process
Cellular component (GO): nucleus
Molecular function (GO): DNA-binding transcription factor activity; transcription cis-regulatory region binding
Source: RefSeq, a predicted model, not a curated record